Messenger RNA from Nilaparvata lugens (brown planthopper), 1558 nucleotides. RefSeq names its product copper homeostasis protein cutC homolog. The transcript is spliced from 2 exons. The record is from RefSeq and is a predicted model, not a curated record. The coding region runs from base 57 to 800 and encodes 247 amino acids. NCBI's taxonomy places the organism in Eukaryota, Metazoa, Arthropoda, Insecta, Hemiptera, Delphacidae. Gene Ontology annotation, molecular function: copper ion binding.
AAAGGAUAAAGGAAACAUACAUAACCUAAAAGUAGAAGACUGUCACCAAAAUCGAAAUGGAAGUCUGCGUCGAUAGCUUGCAAUCAGCUUUGAACGCUUUCAAAGGUGGUGCCUCUAGAAUAGAACUGUGUUCCUCACUGAAUGACGGAGGUCUGACGCCGUCUCUGGGUUUCUAUCUUCAGGUAAAAUCCGAGCUAACAAUCCCAAUCUUCAUAAUGAUCCGACCCAGGCCUGGCUACGACUUUGUCUACAGUCCAGGUGACAUUCAAAUCAUGAAAAACGACAUAAAACAGUUUAAAGAAAACGGUGCCGAAGGCUUUGUUUUCGGCGCGUUAACAAAAGACAGAAGUAUCGAUGUUGAAGCCUGUAAAAUUCUGAUGGAAAUUGCAAAUCCACUUCCUGUAACCUUCCACAGAGCAUUUGAUUUGGUUGCUGACCCCUUCAAAUCAUUGGACGCCAUCAUAGAUCUGGGGUUCUCAAGAGUUUUAAGCAGCGGACAGAAGCCUAGCACUGAGAAAGGUGUUGAUUUAAUCAAAAAACUGGUAAAACAUGCUGACAAUCGACUAAUUAUCAUGCCUGGCGGUGGAAUCAACAUCUCCAACCUGACCAUGAUUCUUCAAGAAACUGGCGUUAAAGAAUUCCAUGCGUCUGCUUCAAAACAGGUGGAAUUUUUUGAAAAGUCUAGUUAUGUCAUCAGCGUGUUUGGUGCAGCAGCGUCAAGUAUCAAAAUCACUGACGUAGAAUUAGUGAAAGAUUUGGUUUCUGAAUAUGAAAAAUGCAUGAAAAAACACGUUCUAUAAAAAUACUAUUUCAUUCAUCUAGAAUAAUUCAAACCAAUAUAUAAUAAAUAUUCAUAUACAUGAUUUCAAAUCAAUAUGAUUUUUUGCUUCAAAAACACAUUUUACUUUUUAAGAAUACAAACAACUUCAAAUUAUUAAAAUAUAAUAAUUUUUCACUUUAAACACAUUAUAGGAAAACUCCAUAAAAUUGACAUGUGGUUGCAAUAAAAAGAUCUAUAUCAACUUAUCUACUUUUUCAGAUGGAAUUGACAAAUGAUAACUUAUUAUAAUUUGAACAUACAGUAAUAAUUUUCUUUCAGUUGAAUGCGUCAUCACACAAGAUAGCAAUGCAUUUUGUAAUAUCAAAAAUGCAAUAACUUUGUUACCUACAGAUUUAUUAAAAUUAUCUAUUUUAUAUAUUAUUUCGAAUUAUUGUCUCAAGCAACAUCAAAUUUACAAUCACAAUAAAAUUACGUUAUUUUAUGGUACAAGCUCAAAUCUUGCAUUAAUUCAUUUCAAGUAAUCAUAGCGUAGUAUUGUGAAAGUCGCAAGUUUUUAAUUAAUAAGAAGAUCUUGCUGUGAUAUGAUUAUGGUUCGUUUGAAUAGAAUAUUUACACUGUUAAUACGGCUUACAUUUACUGACAUGUGGUUACAAUAAAAAGAUCUAUAUCAACUUAUCUACUUUUUCAGAUGGAAUUGACAAAUGAUAACUUAUUAAUCAUAAUCAAAAAUGCAAUAACUUUGUUACCUACAUAGAUUUAUUAAAAUUAUCUAUUUUA